Toxotes jaculatrix (banded archerfish) is the source of this 2458-nucleotide messenger RNA. It is a transcript of the gene ednrba, whose product is annotated as endothelin receptor Ba. The record is from RefSeq and is a predicted model, not a curated record. Gene Ontology annotation, cellular component: membrane. The coding region runs from base 298 to 1557 and encodes 419 amino acids. Gene Ontology annotation, biological process: enteric nervous system development; regulation of blood pressure; vasoconstriction. NCBI's taxonomy places the organism in Eukaryota, Metazoa, Chordata, Actinopteri, Toxotidae. The transcript is spliced from 8 exons. Gene Ontology annotation, molecular function: endothelin receptor activity.
UACCAGAGCAGCUGACUGGAGCCUCUGGAUCACAGAUCUGGAUUUUUUUUUUUACUUUGUCACCAGUGACAGAGUGGACUGCUGCUGCUUGGAGAUGACUGGACUGUCACUGCAGGAGCAGUAUCCCUCCACUUUGGGAACUUUUCUCUGUCCUGACAGCUUGAGAGUCACUGGGGACGUUUGAUCUAAGAGGCAUAAACAUUGGAUGAUCUCUUCCUUAGUCAGGAGUUAGGCGCAUUCAAAGAGGAUCAGUUGCAGCCCAGUUGAAUAAAAGCCACAUUCAUAACAAACACCAGGAUGAAGACUCAUCUCCUCUGCUUGGAGGUACUCCUUUUGGCAGGCCACAUCCUAGUGGCCAGUGGGCAGCUGGAGCCAAAGAAACAAGUCCCUCAGGACCCUCUUACCGUUACGCAGAGACUUGGGCUUAUAGAGAGAGAAGUGCAGGGUCCGGUGAGGUCAAACAUCACCAUGCCCCGUCGCCGGCUACCUCCCAUGUGCACCGGACCUACAGAAAUCCGAGACACCUUCAAGUAUAUUAACACAGUGGUGUCCUGCCUGGUGUUUGUUGUUGGUAUUAUAGGCAAUUCCACUCUUCUGAGGAUCAUCUAUAAGAAUAAGUGCAUGCGCAACGGGCCAAACAUUCUGAUUGCCAGCCUGGCACUUGGAGACCUGCUACACAUCAUCAUUGGCAUUCCCAUUAAUGUUUACAAGCUCCUGGCAGAAGACUGGCCGUUCGGGGUGGCUCUGUGCAAGCUGGUGCCGUUUGUUCAAAAAGCGUCGGUGGGGAUCACAGUGCUGAGUCUGUGUGCUUUGAGUAUUGACAGGUAUCGGGCCGUGGCUUCGUGGAGCCGCAUCAAAGGGAUUGGCGUUCCAAAGUGGAUGGCCACUGAAAUAGCGCUCAUCUGGAUAUUAUCCAUCAUUCUGGCUGUGCCAGAGGCAAUAGCCUUCGACAUGAUCACCAUGGACUACAAAGGAGAACACUUGCGAAUCUGUUUGCUUCACCCCAUGCAGAAAACCGACUUUAUGAGGUUUUAUAAAUCAGCAAAGGACUGGUGGCUGUUCAGUGCAUAUUUCUGCCUACCAUUGGCCUGCACUGCUAUUUUCUACACCCUCAUGACCUGUGAGAUGCUGAGGAAGAAGAACGGAGUCCAGAUCGCUCUUAGUGAUCAUCUCAAACAGCGGAGGGAGGUGGCUAAGACAGUGUUCUGUCUAGUUCUGGUCUUUGCUCUCUGCUGGCUGCCUCUCCACCUCAGCCGUAUCCUGAAGCUGACCAUCUAUGAUGAGAAAGACCCAAACCGCUGUGAACUUCUAAGUUUCUUUUUGGUGUUGGACUACAUUGGCAUCAACAUGGCAUCUGUCAACUCUUGCAUCAAUCCCAUAGCCCUCUACAUGGUCAGCAAGCGCUUCAAGAACUGCUUCAGGUCCUGCCUGUGCUGCUGGUGCCUACCAGCCGAGAUGUUGAUGGAUGAGAAGCAGUCGUGCAUGAAGCUGAAAGUUACCGAACGAGCCUCCGACCAGAGCAACUCCCGCAUGACCAACAAAUCUACUACAGCCUGAAGAGAGCCCUAGAAGUGAGAAAAGGGGAGAUGCUGACAAAAAAAGAAACAAAAUAUUGAAGUAUGGCUGACUGAAUGUGGAUAGGUGCCCAUUCUUGCCUCAUCUACGGCAUCAUAUGAAGUCUCCUUCAACUCCUAACAGACGUUCCCUUGGAAAUCAGCCCUCACUCUUACCUAAAACUGCAAACACUUGCCAUUAUGGAGUGCUGCACACUCUCCCUGUCCAAGAGGAGAAAAACACGUCAAAAAGCUGUAUUCUUGGAAAACAAGUGUGAAAUGCGUGAAGCAGGCAAACUGGUGUUAAUUACACCAAAUAUCGAGAACUGAGCAGGGGCGAAGUUCAGCACAAGUGUUAUGUAAAAUUGGGGGUCAAGGGUCAAUUAGUGAAGACAGCUCAUCGGGCUCGCAGCCUGGAUGGUGAAUGUUACUUUGAUGCUAUGAAUCUUGCGAUAAAUUAUGCAUUGCAUGGACAAUAUUCAAGCUUGAUGCUGUGUUAUGUAUUGCUACCACACACUGCAGCAGCUUGGAAAAUUUAAAUAAUGAAUCUAAUGCUCUUGUUUUUUUUUUUUUUUUUUUCUGUUUUGUUUUUUGUAUGUAUUUCCUUUAAAACGUAUGUAUGUAUUGAGUAUUUUGCAUACCUUAUCAUUUGUCACAUUAGUGCCUUUUAUAUGAAUUUGUCUCUGUGUCAUUUUCCCUCUAGUUAUUGAACUACUGAUGUUGUGUGAUUUAGGAUGUGUGACCAUUCAGCUAUUGUAUUAUAUUGUUCAGUAUUGGGCCUGUCCAUGAGGCUUUAUGUGUUUCAUGACUGUAUUUGCUCAACAUUAUCUGAAGCUGACCUGUACCUCAGUUGGUGUGACAAGAGUUUCCUUUUUGCAAUAAACCAAUAAAUAAAAGAUAAAUAU